Messenger RNA from Pteropus alecto (black flying fox), 2645 nucleotides. RefSeq names its product SRY-box 5 (gene SOX5). Gene Ontology annotation, biological process: positive regulation of chondrocyte differentiation; regulation of transcription by RNA polymerase II; cell fate commitment. Gene Ontology annotation, molecular function: RNA polymerase II cis-regulatory region sequence-specific DNA binding; DNA-binding transcription factor activity, RNA polymerase II-specific. The coding region runs from base 126 to 2312 and encodes 728 amino acids. The record is from RefSeq and is a predicted model, not a curated record. Lineage: Eukaryota; Metazoa; Chordata; Mammalia; Chiroptera; Pteropodidae. The transcript has 16 exons. Gene Ontology annotation, cellular component: nucleus.
GUGUGCGUGUGUGUGUGUGUGUGUGUGUGUGUGUGUGUGUGAAGAAUGCACACUAUCUCGUGUUGGUUCAGUUGGAGACGAUCAUAGGUGGCUGCUGUGACAAAGGGAAAUUGUGCUUUUCCAGCAUGCUUACUGACCCUGAUUUACCUCAGGAGUUUGAAAGGAUGUCUUCCAAGCGACCAGCCUCUCCGUAUGGGGAAGCAGAUGGAGAGGUAGCCAUGGUGACAAGCAGACAGAAAGUGGAAGAAGAGGAGAGUGACGGGCUCCCAGCCUUUCACCUUCCCUUGCAUGAAGUUGAUGGCAAUAAAGUUAUGUCUUCAUUUGCCCCACACAACUCAUCUACCUCACCUCAGAAGGCAGACGAAGGUGGGCGACAGAGUGGCGAGUCCUUGUCUAGUACAGCCCUGGGCACUCCUGAGCGGCGCAAAGGCAGCUUAGCUGAUGUUGUUGACACCCUGAAGCAGAGGAAAAUGGAAGAGCUCAUCAAAAAUGAGCCAGAAGAAACCCCCAGUAUUGAAAAGCUACUCUCAAAGGACUGGAAAGACAAGCUUCUUGCAAUGGGAUCAGGGAACUUUGGUGAAAUAAAAGGGACUCCCGAAAGCCUAGCUGAAAAGGAGAGGCAGCUCAUGGGUAUGAUCAAUCAGCUGACCAGUCUGCGAGAGCAGUUAUUGGCGGCACAUGACGAACAGAAGAAACUGGCUGCAUCUCAGAUUGAGAAACAGCGCCAGCAAAUGGAGCUGGCCAAGCAGCAACAAGAACAGAUUGCAAGACAACAGCAGCAGCUUCUGCAGCAACAACACAAAAUCAAUUUGCUUCAGCAACAGAUCCAGGUCAGAAAUCAUAUGCCACCAUUAAUGAUUCCCGUAUUCCCCCCUGAUCAACGAACAUUGGCUGCAGCUGCCCAGCAGGGAUUCCUUCUUCCUCCAGGCUUCAGCUAUAAGGCUGGAUGUAGUGACCCUUACCCUGUUCAGCUGAUCCCAACUACCAUGGCAGCUGCUGCCGCAGCAACACCAGGCUUAGGCCCACUCCAACUGCAGCAGUUAUAUGCUGCCCAGCUAGCUGCAAUGCAGGUAUCUCCAGGAGGAAAGCUCCCAGGCAUACCCCAGGGCAACCUUGGUGCUGCUGUAUCUCCUACCAGCAUUCACACAGACAAGAGCACAAACAGCCCACCACCCAAAAGCAAGGAUGAAGUGGCACAGCCACUGAACCUAUCAGCUAAACCCAAGACCUCUGAUGGCAAAUCACCCACAUCACCCACCUCUCCCCAUAUGCCAGCUCUGAGAAUAAACAGUGGGGCAGGCCCCCUCAAAGCCUCUGUCCCAGCAGCAUUAGCUAGUCCUUCAGCCAGAGUUAGCACAAUAGGUUAUUUAAAUGACCAUGAUGCUGUCACCAAGGCAAUCCAAGAAGCUCGGCAGAUGAAGGAGCAACUUCGGCGGGAACAACAGGUCCUUGAUGGGAAGGUGGCUGUUGUGAAUAGUCUAGGUCUCAAUAAUUGCCGGACGGAAAAGGAAAAAACAACACUGGAGAGUCUGACUCAGCAACUGGCAGUUAAACAGAAUGAAGAAGGAAAAUUUAGCCAUGCCAUGAUGGAUUUCAACAUGAGUGGAGAUUCUGAUGGAAGUGCCGGAGUCUCAGAAUCAAGAAUUUAUAGAGAAUCCAGGGGGCGUGGUAGCAAUGAACCCCAUAUAAAGCGUCCAAUGAACGCCUUCAUGGUAUGGGCUAAAGAUGAACGAAGGAAAAUCCUUCAAGCCUUUCCUGACAUGCACAACUCCAACAUCAGCAAGAUAUUGGGAUCUCGCUGGAAAGCUAUGACAAACCUAGAGAAACAGCCAUAUUAUGAGGAGCAAGCCCGUCUCAGCAAGCAGCACCUGGAGAAGUAUCCUGACUACAAAUACAAGCCCAGGCCAAAGCGCACCUGCCUCGUGGAUGGCAAGAAGCUGCGCAUUGGUGAAUACAAGGCAAUCAUGCGAAACAGGCGGCAGGAGAUGCGGCAGUACUUCAACGUCGGGCAACAAGCACAGAUCCCCAUUGCCACUGCUGGUGUUGUGUACCCUGGAGCCAUCACCAUGGCCGGAAUGCCCUCCCCUCACCUGCCCUCAGAGCACUCAAGCGUGUCCAGCAGCCCAGAGCCUGGGAUGCCUGUCAUCCAGAGCACUUAUGGUGUGAAAGGAGAGGAGCCCCAUAUCAAAGAAGAGAUACAGGCUGAGGACAUCAAUGGAGAAAUUUAUGAUGAGUACGAUGAGGAAGAGGAUGAUCCAGAUGUAGAUUAUGGGAGUGACAGUGAAAACCAUAUCGCAGGACAAGCCAACUGAUAAGGGUCAAAAGAUGUUGUGACCUUAGGACUUAAAGAAGCCCUAGCUGGUUCAUCCUUACCAGUGGCCAAGCACAUUGACUUUCUCAUACACUGACUGUUACUUUAACUGUUAGUCUUAAAUAGUUGGGACAUCAGCUGACUAAUAGACCUCAGCCUCAAAAGGCUUGGAAAGAAAAAAAAAUACAACAAGCAAACAACAAUAUCAACAACAAGAGAUUGAAAUAAGCUAUGGGUAAAAUAAUGCCAGUAAUUCAGCUGCUACAUCCAAGCACUGAAGUCUUACCCGUCAACUUUUUUUUUUAAAUAAACUUUAUGGCUGUUUGUUCUACAA